Ochotona curzoniae (black-lipped pika) is the source of this 1215-nucleotide messenger RNA. It is a transcript of the gene ABHD1, whose product is annotated as abhydrolase domain containing 1. The transcript has 9 exons. The record is from RefSeq and is a predicted model, not a curated record. Gene Ontology annotation, molecular function: monoacylglycerol lipase activity; acetylesterase activity. Lineage: Eukaryota; Metazoa; Chordata; Mammalia; Lagomorpha; Ochotonidae. The coding region runs from base 1 to 1215 and encodes 404 amino acids. Gene Ontology annotation, biological process: medium-chain fatty acid catabolic process; medium-chain fatty acid biosynthetic process.
AUGCUGAGCACCCUCCUGAGCCUAAACAGCGGCACCUGGAUAGACACUUUCGUUCUACUCUUGGCUCUUGGCGUUGCCCUCUACUUGGGCUACUACUGGGCAUGUGUGCAGCAGCGGCCUCAGCUGGUGGCUGGGCCCCAGUUCCUGGCCUUCCUGGAGCAACACUGUCCAGUGAUCCUGGAAACCUUCUUCCCCACCCUCUGGUGCUUUGAGGGACGGCUGCAAUCCAUCCUGCGGAUCUUCCUGCAGACUUGGCCCCCGGUCCCUUACUGGAGUGAAGUCCUUCCAACUCCAGACGGUGGCCAGCUACUGCUGGACUGGGCUGAGCCCGACAGCAACCAGCACCCCAAGCCCAGCACACGGCCCAUCGUGCUGUUGCUUCCUGGCAUCACUGGCAGCAGCCAGGAGAACUACAUCCUGCACCUGGUCAGCCAGGCUUUGGCAGAUGGCUAUAGGGCCGUUGUCUUCAAUAACAGGGGCUGCCGUGGGGAAGAACUACUGACCCCCAGGUCUUACUGUGCCAGCAACACUGAGGACCUGGAGACAGUUGUGAAGCACAUCAAGCACUACCACCCCCAGGCCCCACUGCUGGCUGUGGGCAUCUCUUUCGGAGGGGUACUGGUGUUGAACUACCUGGCACGGACUGGACUGGAUGCUGGCUUGGUGGCAGGACUGACUCUGUCUGCAUGCUGGGAUUCCUUUGAGACCACUCGCUCCCUGGAGAUGCCACUCAAUUUACUGCUCUUCAAUCAGCCGCUCACUGCUGGGCUCUGCCAAUCUGUGGAAAGAAAUAGAAGCGUGAUGGAGAAGGAAGUGGAUGUAGAUUUUGUGCUAAAGGCCCGCACAAUCCGCCAGUUUGAUGAACGCUACACAUCCGUGGCCUUCGGCUACGAAGACUGUGUUGCCUACUACCAAGCAGCAAGUCCAAGAAACAAGGUAGAUGCCAUCCAGACCCCUGUGCUCUGCCUCAACGCAGCUGACGACCCCUUCUCCCCGGUCCAGGCUCUCCCCAUGCAGGCAGCCCGGCUCUCCCCGCACCUUGCACUGCUUGUCACGGCCCGGGGCGGUCACAUCGGCUUCCUGGAAGGGCUGCUGCCCUGGAGGCACUGCUACAUGAGGCGCUUGCUGCACCAGUACGCCAGGGCUGUCUUCCAGCACCCAUCUGAGCUGCUGGACCUCGGGGUGCUCACACCUUCUGAGGGCACAGGGAGUUGA